Salvelinus namaycush (lake trout) is the source of this 2544-nucleotide messenger RNA. RefSeq names its product vesicular glutamate transporter 3-like. The record is from RefSeq and is a predicted model, not a curated record. The transcript is spliced from 12 exons. Bases 18 to 1775 code for a protein of 585 amino acids. NCBI's taxonomy places the organism in Eukaryota, Metazoa, Chordata, Actinopteri, Salmoniformes, Salmonidae. Gene Ontology annotation, cellular component: excitatory synapse; synaptic vesicle membrane. Gene Ontology annotation, molecular function: L-glutamate transmembrane transporter activity; neurotransmitter transmembrane transporter activity. Gene Ontology annotation, biological process: transmembrane transport; monoatomic anion transport; synaptic transmission, glutamatergic.
GGGAGAAGCAGAGGAAGAUGCCUUUCGGGGGGUUUGCAGGGCUGAAGGAGCAGAUUCUGAAACCAGGGAAGGAGGAGGUGAAGAAUAUGGUAGGAGACGGCCUGGGGAACCUGCAGAGGAAAAUCGAUGGCACCAAUGCGGACGAGGAGGACCAGAUGGAGCUGACAGAGGACGCGGAACAGGUGACCCCUCGUCACAGUGCCCCUCUGUUUGAUUGCGGGUGCUGCGGCCUGCCCAAGCGCUACAUCAUCGCCAUGCUCAGUGGACUGGGUUUCUGCAUCUCCUUUGGCAUCCGCUGCAACCUGGGGGUGGCCAUCGUGGAGAUGGUCAACAACAACACGGUCUACAUCAAUGGGACACCUGUACUCCAGCCAGCUCAAUUCAACUGGGACCCAGAGACUGUGGGACUGAUCCAUGGCUCCUUCUUCUGGGGUUACAUCGUCACACAGAUCCCUGGAGGCUUCAUCUCCAACAAGCUGGCCGCCAACAGAGUGUUUGGGGCGGCCAUUUUCCUCACGUCCAUACUGAAUAUGUUCAUCCCGUCAGCAGCCAGGAGGCACUACGGCUGUGUCAUGUUAGUCCGCAUCCUACAAGGCUUGGUGGAGGGUGUUACCUACCCAGCAUGCCAUGGGAUGUGGGCCAAAUGGGCUCCUCCCCUAGAGAGAAGUCGUCUGGCCACCACCUCAUUCUGUGGUUCAUAUGCAGGUGCUGUGAUUGCCAUGCCUUUAGCAGGAGUACUGGUUCAGUUCGUUGGAUGGCCCUCAGUCUUCUAUAUCUAUGGUGUAUUUGGGAUCAUAUGGUACAUCUUCUGGCUCCUGCUUGCCUAUGGGAGCCCAGCCGCCCACCCCACUAUAAGCGAUGAGGAGAGGAUCUACAUAGAGACCACCAUUGGCGAGGGGGUCAAAAUAUUGAGCGCCACUGAGAAAUUCAAGACUCCAUGGCGCCGUUUCUUCACCUCCAUGCCUGUCUAUGCCAUCAUCGUGGCUAACUUCUGCCGAAGCUGGACCUUCUAUCUGCUCCUGAUCAGCCAGCCGGCCUAUUUCGAGGAGGUGUUCGGCUUCUCUAUCGGCAAGGUGGGGCUCCUGUCUGCUGUUCCUCACAUGGUGAUGACCAUCGUAGUUCCAAUCGGUGGCCAGCUGGCCGACUUCCUACGCAGUCGUAAAAUCAUGUCAACUACAAACGUCCGGAAAAUCAUGAACUGCGGAGGUUUUGGCAUGGAGGCCACACUGCUGCUGGUGGUGGGUUUCAGUCACACACGUGGUGUUGCCAUCUCCUUCCUGGUGUUGGCUGUGGGCUUCAGUGGCUUUGCCAUCUCAGGGUUCAACGUAAACCACUUGGACAUUGCCCCUCGCUAUGCCAGUAUCCUAAUGGGCAUCUCCAAUGGCGUUGGCACACUGUCUGGAAUGGUGUGCCCCCUUAUCGUUGGAGCACUGACUAAACACAAGACCCGUCUGGAGUGGCAAAAUGUGUUUGUGAUUGCCGCCAUGGUGCACUACACGGGGGUCAUCUUCUAUGCUAUCUUUGCCUCGGGCGACAAGCAGGACUGGGCCGACCCGGAGAGCACCAGCGACGAUAAGAUCGGCAUCAUCAACGAAGACGAGCUGGCCGAAGAGACGGAGCUCAACAGCGAGAUUGCCAUGGCACCCAAGAAGAGCUAUGGAACCACAGAGAACCCUUCGGGCUGGAAGAAGAAGAGAGGAGUCACCAUGCAGCAGGAUGAGGAUGAUGGGAACUCCCACCAUGGUAAUGGGAACUACCAGGAGCAGUAUCAGUGAUGUUCCCUAAGUAUCAGGGGCAUUGGCUGUCCUUGCUCUUCACCUUUUUCCUGAAGCGUGCACUUGCACACUUUCUCACAUGGUUUCAACAAUGGUGAAAACUCCCUCCAGCCAAUCCUUUCACCAAUCCUAUGCUUUAAUAUCCAUGUGGCGUGUGCAAAUGCCCACUUCUGGAAAAGGGUAGAGAACCGAGACACAAAAUUAUCUCUAAUGACCCCCUUCCUAUUCGAUAUAUAGUGCACUACUACUACAGGGAAUAGGGUGUCACUUGAGAAGCACUGCAGGACUUCCCCUUCACGUCAACAUCAAGUGAACGAAGGGUAUAGUGACAUACUUGUUCAAAAAUAAUUGACUCUUGGAAAGGGGGUCAUUUGAGAGGACUUUGCCUUCACAUCAACUUCCAGUAAAGGAAGAAGGGUCAAAUUCACACAGACCGGCAGAACUAUCAGUAAUCAUUCUUCUGAGAAGUUACAAAAGAAGUUUCAGCAGCCAUUGGUCAAUUACCACAAACUUGCUUUCUGUUGUUGUUUGGUCAUUUUAUCCAUUUGACGGUUUUACCUCGUACUGAGACAUCUUUACAUUAUCGUGUGGUCCCUGAUGAUGAGGUCACGUUUCACUAACCAGGUGUUGCGUCUGAGGCUGAGCAAAGGGUGUAAAAUGAGAGAGAAAUUAGACACAUUUGUCUGGUAGGAACUCACAGAUGAAGGGACAUUACAAUUUGUGUAAUAGCAAAAUAAAAAUAUAUACAGUACCAGUCAAAAGUUUGGAC